This is a messenger RNA of Nicrophorus vespilloides, 672 nucleotides long. RefSeq names its product 28S ribosomal protein S18a, mitochondrial (gene mRpS18A). The record is from RefSeq and is a predicted model, not a curated record. Lineage: Eukaryota; Metazoa; Arthropoda; Insecta; Coleoptera; Silphidae. Gene Ontology annotation, biological process: mitochondrial translation. Bases 101 to 574 code for a protein of 157 amino acids. Gene Ontology annotation, cellular component: mitochondrial small ribosomal subunit; ribosome. Gene Ontology annotation, molecular function: small ribosomal subunit rRNA binding; structural constituent of ribosome. The transcript is spliced from 3 exons.
UAUACAUUUCGCUUUUGAACAUAGCCUAAAAUUAAUUUUUUAACCUAUAAAGUCAACAUUAAGAAUUGUAAUUGUUAUAUUUGUUCUGUGAACAGCAAUUAUGAAUUCCAUUUUAAAACUUAGUAGGCAUUUCCUGAAAUUGGAACCAAUCAAGUACAGCAACAGGGCAAUCAGCAUAUAUCCGCAUUUGAAGCUGAAAGAAAUUUAUGAAACGCAAAAUGGGAAGGAGUUAUUGAUCGAAGGUGUGCAUAUUGAAUCACCUAGAUCAAAGUAUUCUCUGAAGAUGGAGGAUGCAAAUAAAUGUUCACUCUGUGCAUUGGAUUUGGAAGUGAAACACACUGAUGUUCUGAUCCUUAGCCAGUAUGUUCGUAAUGAUGGGUGCAUGUUGCCACGAAGAGUCACUGGACUUUGUGGUAAACAGCAAAGGAGAGUCUCAUCUUUAGUUACGAUGGCCCAGAAGGCUGGUUUAAUGUCAAAUUUGAAUCCAGCAAACAGUAAUAAGGACCCAAAAAAGAGGAACGGUUAUAAGAAAUAUAAUAAGUAUUUUGAUGAAAGCACAUUGAAAAAGUAUUGAGAUUUAAACAAUUCUAAUACAAAUUUGUAAAUACUUAUGGAUGAAUUAAACAUUUGUUUUAUGUUUAGUAUAGAUUAGAAGGUGAUAAAUAUUUCCUU